Torulaspora delbrueckii is the source of this 528-nucleotide messenger RNA. RefSeq lists its product as uncharacterized. NCBI's taxonomy places the organism in Eukaryota, Fungi, Ascomycota, Saccharomycetes, Saccharomycetales, Saccharomycetaceae. The transcript has a single exon. Gene Ontology annotation, cellular component: PcG protein complex; transcription regulator complex. The coding region runs from base 1 to 528 and encodes 175 amino acids. The record is from RefSeq and is a predicted model, not a curated record. Gene Ontology annotation, molecular function: DNA-binding transcription factor activity, RNA polymerase II-specific; RNA polymerase II cis-regulatory region sequence-specific DNA binding. Gene Ontology annotation, biological process: regulation of transcription by RNA polymerase II.
AUGAUCUCACAACCAGUCUCUGUACUACCACUGCCGCUUGCCAGUGAUGCUGGUAUCGAAAGAAAAUAUUUCACACUAUUACCAUCGAUAGCGGACACACACGUGAUCGAGGACGAUCUUAAGUAUAGAUUAAACAAAUGUGCUUUCGAUUCGCCCAGGCGGGUGUCCGUGAAUUUACCUACUCCUUCCACUUCGCCCAUCUCUUCGUUGAGCGACUUUCGCACACUGCCUAUCUCGCCAGCUAGCAGUGUAUAUAAUAGUGGGAGUGAAUCCUCGACUUCCACUGAUAGCUCUAGAAGGAAUCGAGUCUCAAAGCAGGAAGCGGGAGUUUCAAAAGUUGAACAGAGACGCAGGCACGUUUGUAAAGUUUGUUCUAAGGGAUUCACUACAUCGGGUCAUUUGGCAAGACACAAUAGGAUACAUACGGGUGAGAAGAAUCACUUUUGCCCACUAGAAGGUUGCAAUCAACGGUUUAGUAGACAUGAUAACUGCAUCCAGCAUUAUAGAACGCAUUUGCGUAAGAAAUAG